GGGAUGGGUCAGGCAGGGAACUUCCUGUUCCAUUUCCCGGGAUUCCUUUCCCAAACUAGGCUACGCUGCCUCUUACCCUGAAUUCUCCCAAGGAUCCCCAAACAUCUCGGCCUCAGGCGUCGGUACCUGGAGUGCUCCACAGGUGCAGGAGGAGCUGAAGAAAGGGAUUUAAGAGCGGCCCAGGUGUGGGAGUUGUGAAAGAUGCUGGCGGAACCAGUCCCUGAUGCCCUGGAACAAGAGCAUCCCGGAGCAGUGAAGUUGGAGGAGGAUGAAGUUGGCGAGGAGGAUCCCAGGCUCGCAGAGUCCAGGCCUAGGCCUGAGGUGGCCCACCAGCUUUUCAGAUGCUUCCAGUAUCAGGAAGAUAUGGGGCCACGGGCAUCCCUGGGCCGGCUCCGGGAACUCUGCAACCACUGGCUGCGACCGGCUCUGCACACCAAGAAGCAGAUCCUGGAGCUGCUGGUACUGGAGCAGUUCCUGAGUGUCCUGCCCCCGCAUGUGCUGAGCCGGCUGCACGGCCAACCGCUCCGGGACGGAGAGGAGGUGGUACAGCUAUUGGAGGGCGUGCCCAGAGACAUCAGCCACAUGGGGCCACUGGAUUUUAGCUUCAGUGCUGGCAAGAAUGCCCCUGCAGACAUCAUCUCAGAGGAACAAAAUAGCCCUUCCCAGGUCCCCAGCCACAGCCCCCAGACGGAGUUGCCCUCAGAAGAGAUUCCAGCCCUACAUCCACUGAAUGAGUUACCUCCACCUCAGCCAGCACCCAUAAGGCCUGCUGAGCCUGAGGAGUGGAGACUGGCCCCCAGUUCAAAUUGGCCAAUGAGCCCAGAGCCCCAGGAGAUACUCCAGGACCCACGAGAAAGCAACCCUUCCCAGGGCCCUUCAUGGCUUGAGGAAAAUUCCAGAGACCAAGAGCUGGCGGCUGUGUUGGAGUCCCUCACCUUUGAGGAUACCUCAGAGAAGAGAGCUUGGCCUGCAAACCCUCUUGGAUUUGGAAGCAGAAUGCCUGACAAUGAGGAACUUAAAGUUGAAGAGCCUAAAGUGACUACUUGGCCUGUCGUCAUUGGAGCAGAGUCCCAGACAGAGAAACCUGAAGUUGCAGGAGAGCCUCUUACGCAAACUGUAGGGCAGGAGACCAGCAGCACUGGUUGGGGAGGUACUCCUGCUGACGGCAGUGAAGUUGUGAAGGUUAGAGGAGCUUCCGAUGCCCCAGAGCCCCAGGGGGAGAUGCAGUUCAUAUGUACAUAUUGUGGGGUAAACUUCCCAGAGAUGUCUCAUCUACAGGCCCACCAGUUACAAUCUCACCCCAACUUGCAACCUCACCCAAGCUCUCGAUCCUUCCGAUGUCUGUGGUGUGGGAAGACUUUUGGACGCAGCUCGAUCCUCAAGCUGCACAUGCGCACUCACACAGACGAGCGGCCGCACGCCUGUCAUCUCUGCAACCGCCGCUUCCGCCAGAGCUCACACCUGACGAAGCACUUGCUAACGCAUUCCUCUGAGCCUGCCUUCCGAUGCGCCGAGUGUAACCAGGGUUUUCAGCGUCGCUCCAGCCUCAUGCAGCACCUGCUGGCACAUGCCCAGGGAAAGAAUCUCACGCCAAAUCCAGAAGGCAAGACAAAAGUGCCAGAGAUGGCAGCUGUCCUCUGUUCCCACUGCGGGCAGACCUUCAAGCGGCGCUCUAGCUUAAAGCGUCACCUGCGUAACCAUGCCAAGGACAAGGACCAUCUGUCCUCUGAAGACCCUGGCAGCCUUAGCUCUAGCCAGGAGAGUAACCCCUAUGUGUGUAGUGACUGUGGCAAGGCCUUCCGACAAAGCGAGCAACUAAUGAUCCACACUAGGCGAGUCCAUACCCGUGAACGACCCUUCUCCUGCCAGGUCUGUGGCCGCUGCUUUACCCAAAAUUCCCAGCUGAUCAGCCACCAGCAGAUUCAUACGGGUGAGAAGCCUCACGCCUGUCCUCAGUGCAGCAAACGCUUUGUGAGACGAGCUGGCCUUGCUCGGCAUCUGUUGACCCACGGUAGCCUCCGGCCUUACCACUGUGCCCAAUGUGGCAAAAGCUUUCGCCAAAUGCGAGACCUAACCCGCCACGUACGCUGCCACACGGGGGAGAAGCCCUGCCGAUGCAACGAAUGUGGAGAGGGGUUCACCCAGAAUGCCCACCUGGCACGCCACCAACGCAUCCACACGGGGGAGAAGCCCCACGCCUGUGACAUCUGUGGUCACCGCUUUCGUAACAGCUCCAACUUGGCCCGCCACCGCCGCAGCCACACUGGCGAACGGCCCUAUAGCUGUCCAACCUGUGGCCGCAGUUUCCGGCGCAAUGCGCACCUGCAGCGCCACCUGAUCACACACACAGGGUCAAAGCAAGAAAAGGAAGUUCCUCAGGAGUGCCCUGAGUGUGGCAAGAGCUUCAAUCGCAGCUGCAACUUGCUGCGCCACCUGCUGGUUCACACCGGUGCAAGGCCUUACUCCUGUGCACUGUGUGGCCGCAGCUUCAGCCGUAAUUCACACCUGCUGCGCCACCUGCGAACCCAUGCCCGGGAAUCGCUGUACUAACUGCUUCACCCAUGUUCCAGCAACCUUGUCCCAUGUGCACCUCCCUGCAUGAAUAAGAUUCCCUAUGGUGUCCCCUUCACACAUAUCUCUCCUCCCAGUUCCUCCACCUUCGACCUCCCCCACAGUUUACCUCUUCCCUUGACUCCAAGAAUUUGUUUUUAAGUAAAGCUGCCUUCUCAAAAUUA
This is a messenger RNA of Mus musculus (house mouse), 2735 nucleotides long. RefSeq names its product zinc finger and SCAN domain containing 10 (gene Zscan10). The transcript is spliced from 6 exons. The coding region runs from base 202 to 2550 and encodes 782 amino acids. Gene Ontology annotation, cellular component: nucleus. Gene Ontology annotation, molecular function: DNA-binding transcription factor activity; sequence-specific DNA binding. Lineage: Eukaryota; Metazoa; Chordata; Mammalia; Rodentia; Muridae. The record is from RefSeq and is marked validated. Gene Ontology annotation, biological process: negative regulation of DNA-templated transcription; developmental process.